Corythoichthys intestinalis (scribbled pipefish) is the source of this 6986-nucleotide messenger RNA. It is a transcript of the gene pappa2, whose product is annotated as pappalysin 2. NCBI's taxonomy places the organism in Eukaryota, Metazoa, Chordata, Actinopteri, Syngnathiformes, Syngnathidae. The record is from RefSeq and is a predicted model, not a curated record. Gene Ontology annotation, molecular function: metalloendopeptidase activity. Bases 654 to 5876 code for a protein of 1740 amino acids. The transcript has 27 exons. Gene Ontology annotation, biological process: proteolysis; cell surface receptor signaling pathway.
GCAAACACAUGGAGCAGGUUGAAAGUUUGGGACUAAGACUCGUGUACCUUCUCAUUGAGGAUAUUUGAGGUCCGCUUUGACACCUUGCAUCCUCUUGCAUUUGGAAUAACAGUUCUAUUACUCAGCUUUACUUUGCACAUUUGGACAUCAGGCACAUUACAUCGCAAUGGUCAGGUAAAACAUGAGAUUUUGUAUAACUGGAUUAGAAAAUUCCUGAUUUUAUAUCCUGAAAUCUGGAAAUUUGGAAACCACAAAAUGGCAUACACUUUUUGAUCCGUUUGAACAUUUGUUGAUCAUUUUUCGCCAUAGCACUGACAUCUAAAAACUAGUGGGGAAAACAAAUGAAAGAUUAUUAGAAAUAUUUCCCCUGAAAAUAACUAAUGGAAAGGUGGCAAAAUGAUGCACUGUUACUAGGUUAUCCAUGAAAAUAAUGGUUUUACCCCAUUGGCAUGUUGUACAUUUAUGAGUGAAAAAGUUGUCCAUAACACCAAAAUUACCUAAGUAAAUUAUUAUUAGUUAAAUCUUUAUUUUUCUAAAAAAACAUACUCCUUUAGGAGUGAAAUUGAUUAAUUUGAAUUGCAACAUCAGAGAUUUAUGUCUCUUCAUCUUUAUGUGAAGAAAGAAAGAAAUACACUUUUCAAAGUUCCCAAAAUAUGGUGUCAUUCAAUCUAUUUGGUAUCGUCCUCGUCCUGACUACCUAUGCAUGUCUAUUGAACUCAAGUCCACUGAGCCCGUACAAACGCGUCUUGGCCAGGCGUGCAGAGAGUGAGCUCUCCCGCCUCGCCAGUGAACCUUGCACUGUCUCCCGCUCUCGGAGAUCUCUGCAGCAGCCCCGAACCUUCUCCCCAGCUCAACACCGCCAUUCAGUGGCCAAAAGGAGGACGAUCCGCCGAGGGUUCCAUACUGCCACAAGCGCUCCUGUUGGUUGCACGGAGGAGUGCAUGUUUGACACCAAGGUAGAGAAGGCAAUUCGGCCUGUUACAGACCCAAGGAAGGAGCAAACUUAUGAUACGUUGCCUGGAUAUUUUCCUGAGAAUCACAUUGAGAAGGAAGACCCACAGCCUUGGAGUUUAUCACAAAACGAUGGCGGGCAAAGUCGACCUUCACGCGGCUCCAGGUUUGAACGCAGUGUCGAUGAUAAGGGAAACACGAGCUCUGCUGGGAAAUCAAAUUCUAGUGUGCUUCAAAUACAACAAGAUGACGAUAAUAGUCCUUCCAGUGGUAGUCUGGAGGACGGGAACGAGGACUUCCCCGGAGAUGUGGAUCCUUCCACACCCCGGUUUGUCAACAGUGCGUCUCUGUGGGGGAAACCAGUGCAAAAGGUGCCCCCAUCUUGGAUGACGACCCUGUACUUCUCCGGGCGCCAGGAGCAGCUGAGAGUAAAACCAUCCGUAGGGGUGGAGCUGCCUAGGGACAAGUUCAGCCUGGAGCUAUGGGUGAAUCCAGAAGGUGGACAGAGCAACCCUGCGGUUAUUGCAGGUGUGUAUGACAACUGUUCCCAUUCGCUAAGUGAGAAGGGCUGGUCAGUAGGCAUUCGAUCUAUGGACUCUGCAGGCACCAAGGAUGCACGAUUCUACUUCACGCUUCGCACAGACCGAGCUUUGAAGUCUACCACUGUAAUCAACCACCGGCAAUACAGAGCAAAUGCCUGGACUCACCUGAUUGCGACAUACAAUAGCCACAACAUGACCUUAUAUGUUGAUGGGGCUAAGGUGGGAGAAAGUACUCUCCAGUUGGGAAAUCUCUAUAGCCCCUUCAUGAAGACCUGCAGAACUUUCAUCCUGGGAAGUAACCAGUCAGAACAGGGACAGGGCUUUAGGGGCCAAAUAGGAGGUGUAGUGUUGUGGGACUACGCCCUUUCUCAUGAGGAUCUGCAGAUGCGACCACUCCAAAAGACGAAGCCUCUACUGGCUAUGUGGGCUGACUUUACAAAUGUGGAACAGAUCUGGACUCCUUACAAAACUGGAUUUCAUCCGGCUGUCAUCCCCACUCCUGUCCCUGAUUUAGAGCUUGUCUCCUCCUUCUUGCCACCACCCUGUGGCCUUACAUCUUGUGACAACACGGAUAUAAUUUUUGGUUACAACAAUUACGGGCCGCUCCGUGCACCCAAACGAGUCCGCUACAGAAUUAUCAAUCUCUCCAAUGAUGAUGGCGGUAACCCUACUGUAACACCAGCCCAGAUUAACCUCCAACAUCAGGCCCUGAUUGAUGCCUUUCACCCUUACAAUAUCACCCUAGAGUUGACUGUACACACAGUCAGAAACACCAGUCUCCGGCAGCGUUUCAUUCUUAGUAACUGUCGAAUUGGGAAAAUUGGGAACCGCAAUUGUGAUCCGGAGUGUGACCAUCCAAAGACAGGCCAUGAUGGGGGAGACUGCCUUAGACUCGGUCCCUGCUACAACUGGAAAAGACAGGAUGGAGUUUGUAAUAUGGAAUGUAACAGUAUACAUUAUGACUAUGACGAUGGUGACUGUUGUGACCCAGAAACAACAGAUGUUCUCAAGACCUGUUUUGAUCCAGAUUCACCUGAAAGGGCAUAUAUGAGUGUGAAAGAACUUAAAGAGGAGCUUCAUCUGAGUGGCUCUGACACCCUGAAUGUGUUCUUUGCCAGUAACUCAGCACGAGAAGAGCUGGCCGGAGCUGCAACCUGGCCAUGGGCAAAGGAGGCCCUUACACAUCAAGGUGGAAUGGUGCUGAACCCAUCCUAUUUCGGCACAAGUGGACACCACAACACUAUGAUACAUGAAAUGGGCCACAUAUUUGGACUGUACCAUGUCUUCAAGGGAGUGAGUGAACGAGACUCCUGUGAUGACCCAUGUCAGGAAACCACACCAUCUAUGGAAACAGGAGAUCUGUGCGCUGACACUGCGCCAACACCCAAAUCCAAAGCCUGCCAUGAUCCUGGAACUGUUAACGAUACAUGUGGUAUCACCAUGUACCAGGACACACCAUAUAAUAAUUACAUGAGUUAUACAGAUGAUAACUGCACCAAUCAUUUUACCCCCAACCAAGUAGCCAGGAUGCACUGCUAUCUUGACUUGGUCUAUCAGAACUGGCUGAUGAAACACCGACCUGGUACCAUCCCUCUGCCACCAAUGGUGACUGACCAGAGUCCAGAUUCUGUCUCUAUUUAUUGGCUGGCACCAUUAAUGGGGUCACUCUAUGAAAGCUCCCACAUGUCUGGCGUCAAUUGUGGAGAUUGUGACAAAGAUGGUGUCUACCACCAGUAUGCUAAUGAGGCGGCCUCACCACGCAUUUGCGACACUUCAGGAUACUGGGCACCUGAUGAGGCUAUUGGCCCACCGGAUGUCGAGCAGCCAUGUGAGCCGAGUCUUCAAGCUUGGAGUCCUGAACUCAGCCUUUAUGAUACUAAUGUGACAUCCCCCUGUCCUGAACCUGAGGGUUGUACUCUCAUGCUCAAAUUUCUCUUCCCCAUUGUUCCACAAACUCUUACGCUCUGGAUAACAUACAUCUCCACAAACAAUCCUGCCAUUGCUGACAUAGAGCUGAUAACAGACACAGGUAAAACCAUGAGCCUUGGACCACAGCACAUCUUCUGUGACAUGCCCUUCACCCUACGGCUCGAUACCAACAAUGUUGCCAUCAGUGCCAUAAAGCUCUUCACCUUUGAUGAGAAGAUGGAGAUUGAUGCCGCAAUGUUGUCUUCUGGCCCUGGUAGUCAUCUCUGCUCUGGCUGUCGACCUUUGUUGUAUCAUAUUCACCGGCGGCCACCCUUCACCAGCAAAUUGCCAUCACCUCAGACCCAGCAGAUAUUCAAGGACAGAACUGUAAAAAUGGGAGAAAGGUAUGAGUACAUGAUCCAGGUAGAAAGGGAUGGUAUGCUCAGCCAUAUCUCUCCAUCCCUUUUUUACACGCAUGGCCAGCCUUACUGCGGAGAUGGUGUCAUUCAAGGGGCUGAUGAAUGUGACGAUGGAAAUAUGUUAGAUGGCGAUGGAUGCUCUAAGAAGUGUCGGAAGGAAAAGGGUUUCAACUGUGUUGGUGAACCCAGCCAAUGUUAUGUUUUUGAUGGGGACGGUGUGUGCGAAGAGUUUGAACGGGUUUCCAGUUUUCAGGACUGUGGAUAUUUUACACCUUUGGGUUACACAGACCAGUGGGCUUCUACUGCAACCGCUUCUCAUCAGGACCCUGACCACUGUCCCGCCCACGCUGCCACUGGUGAACCAUCAUUUAAAAAACUCUGUAGGUACCAGUACAUGGACGUGAGUGAAAAACUGCCCACUGAUGCAUGGUUCCCUUGCACAGCUCUCUCUGACACAAGUAAUGACCUAGACCAUCCAUUUUGGCUGAAGGUAGGAUUUGUCCAUUCUGGAGUGGCAGCUUCUGUCAUGGUGUAUCUGGCUUCAGCUGGGUCAUGUCGUGGGGAACAUUGCCAAAGGACUGCUACAAUACUGCUUUCUGAUACUACUGGAAAGAAUCAUUCACUAGGCACACAUAACCUCUCAUGCCAUCGGAACCCAUUGGUGGUUAACGUGACCCAUGACCUGUCUCAGCCUUUCUUCCUCACCUCAUCUGUAAUCCUCCUCUUCUCUUCCUCAUCUGUGGCAAUCGGGGCCAUAGCCCUGAGGACCUCUUGCCACUUCAGCACCUUCGCCGUGACCGGCUGUUUGAGGCAGGCAUGUCAGAUGGACAGCUGUACCCCCCCUCAGCUAGACCACGCCUCUGUCAGGUGUGUAGGUGGUGGGCAGUCAUCUCACUGCUCUGUUCAGUGUCACUUUGGUUUCAGCAUCACUGUCCUGAAUGGCAGGGAAGUUCCACCACACCAGAGACAGACGGAGAUGGAGUGUUUUCAUGGUCUAUGGAAUCGCGCAGUUAGUUGUCAGCCUGUCGACUGUGGCCUGCCUGAUCAUUCCCAUGUUUACCAUGCAAUAUUUAGUUGUCCCUGGGGAACAACCUAUGGAAAACAAUGCUCCUUUACCUGUGGAUCCCCAGCCAUACUACAAGGUGACAGUGACAGACUGGUAUGUUUGGAGGAUGGUUUGUGGUCUUUUCCAGAAGCCUACUGUAAGAUCGAGUGCCUAGAAGUUCCAAAAAUUCCCAAUGCCAAACUGUUGACGGCAGAGUGCCUUUCUUCGAGCCAUGAUGUUGGCUCCAUCUGCCGUUUCAAAUGCAACCCAGGCUUCUAUGUAUUGGGGAGUCUCCAAAAGAAGAUACCGAAGAAAUACUUCAAAUGUGAGUGCCUUGAGGGAGGGCAAUGGGAGGAUGCCUCCUGUGAGCCGAUAUCUUGCCCAGCAUUACCUGAUGUAUUCCAGGGCAUGUAUACAUGCACCAAUGGCCUCAACUAUGGUACACUCUGUACCCUGCAGUGUCCAGAUGCAAGAGAAAAUAGUGUGAUUCACUGCACUAAAGAAGGUGAAUGGACGGAACAGUUUACCAUGUGCUCCGGGCUCCAAGGAUCCUGCUCUGCUCCUACUGAUCUCAACUCUGUGUCAUAUAGCUGUGAUGAGGGAAUGAAUAUUGGUGCUGUUUGCUUUCCAACAUGCAUUUUAACCCCUGACAUGGACCUUCAUGACCCAGUGAUUCUGCCUAAUGGCUCAACAGUUGACCCUUUAAAACACUGGAUGCUUCCCAUUAAAGUUCAGACCAUUGUCUGCACAGGGAUGAUGAAGUGGUAUCCAGCCCCUGAAAACAUUUACUGCAUUCAGUCAUGUGAGCCUUUUGGAGGGGAUGGCUGGUGCGACACCCUCAACAAUCGGGCCUACUGCAAGUAUGAUGGAGGAGAUUGCUGCCCGUCUACACUAUCUUCCAAAAAGGUCAUUCAGUUUGGGGCAGACUGCGAUCAGGACGAGUGCACUUGCCGUGAUCCUGAUGCCAAAGAGAAUAAGAGCAAAGCCAAGGACCCGGAAGGGAGAAUGUAAAUCCCAUAAAAUAGAUAAGUGAGGAACAGUGACGUGGUGUAACAUAAGUCAAACUGUAAAUAAUAUAAACAACAACAACAUCAACGAAUAUCACAAUGCAGACAAAGGUUUUUGCAGGUCAAGGCAUUCUUUUGAAGAUGAUCAUAAGCACCAUAACCUAUGAGAACAUAAGUAAUUAAAAAGAAGAGAUCACACAAAUACAGUGUUACAUUGUGUAGUUAGUUUUAUGAGUAUAUGGGAACUGAAAUGGUACAGUAUAACUAACUAGUGAAGCAUUUCACAUUCGAAUGAGGUUUGCUGCUGCUAUUAUCUAUCAUCCAAUUAUCCCAAAUGAUCAGAAUGGUUUUAGUGCAAACUAGGACUCAAUAUUCCUGACUUUUAACUUUAGAACGGUAAAUGGCUCUGUUACAUUUCAUAUAGAGUUUUGCAAAACUGAUGUUGAUAAAUCAUUUUCAUAUGCUUGUACUAUUAUUCACAUGUGACUGAAAAGUUUAGUAUUAAAGUCAUCUUGACCAGACAUACAGUAUAUAAAUGUUAUAAGUGUAAAAAUGACUGGUCACCAAUAUUAUAGACUCCAUUUGUAAAAUUUGAAGUUGGUAUAAGGUAAUGUACAAUUCAAUAAAUAUUGAAGCAAAACCCCACCCACUGCUGCAAGAUGCAUGCCUUUUAAGAAAUAUUGGAAUAACUGAUGCAAAUAUUUUAUGCAAGCUAGAGAGUAUGUAACCAUGUUCAGUAUUUUUUAUGUACUUUAUAUUAUGUAUUGAAUAAAUAGAAACUAUAAUUUUUUUUGUGGUUUGACUUCUGUUCUCUGACUUAAACACAAAAAUCUGUACAUUAACCUCGCCUCUAUACAUAUGUAUAUCCAUGUCUGACAGAACAAUACGGAACUCGUUUUAAGGUGGAAAUUAACACACACUUUCCAUCUUCAGCCAGCCUCAUAAUAGUUUGACUUUUGGGGCAAGGGGGUGGGGGCAAAACAUGUUGAUGACCCCGAAAAGCAGUGUCAGCAAUAAAAUUAACUUCCAAGAAUAUUUACAAUAAUAAGUUGAAAAUGAGCGUUUUUUCCCCCAUCAUUCUUGAGAGGAAUUCUUAAUCAGGCUGCUCAGGCUU